Messenger RNA from Eptesicus fuscus (big brown bat), 1411 nucleotides. RefSeq names its product centromere protein U (gene CENPU). The transcript has 12 exons. The record is from RefSeq and is a predicted model, not a curated record. Gene Ontology annotation, cellular component: nucleus. NCBI's taxonomy places the organism in Eukaryota, Metazoa, Chordata, Mammalia, Chiroptera, Vespertilionidae. The coding region runs from base 1 to 1176 and encodes 391 amino acids.
AUGGAUUUCUCUCUGCCCUCUGCCCUGGAGUCCAGUGUGCGGGUGGACUUCUCUGAGCUCUGCCACCCUGCUCCCAGCCCCUUAGCUGGAGUCCCGAGUGCCUGGAAAGCCGGCCAGCCCCACAAGCCCACUGACGUGUAUGAUUUUUCUGAGAAUUCUGGAAUCUCGAGCAUGGGCAGGAUGAGUGACAAUGAGAAAGAUGAAGAACCUUAUGAAUCCUUUGAGCCUCCUUUGCAUAGCACUGCUAUCUACACUGAUGAAGCUGAGCUCUCCAAGCACUGUGGGUCAUUUAUCCCUUUAACUCCGCAAGGAAAAGAAGCAAAAAGAAGUUCGAACACCUCUGAAAUUGAAGAAAGUGAAAACGAGUCUGUAAAAAUUAGUGCAAAAAAGCGAGGAAGAAAACCCAAGCCCAUUGGUGACGAAUCGGAACGCUGCAACGAAAGGGAUAAACCAGCAGAGAAAACAGGCAGCCAACAACCUGACGCUGUGUCGUCUUCAGAACUUUCGGAGAAAUCGGCUGAACUUGGCGCCUCUAAAAAGAAAACUCAGAAAAAGAAGGCAUUUCGUGGCAAAAGAAAGAAAUCAAGAAGCGAAGCUAUGGACUCAGGCAUGUCUGACUGUGCACAUAUUUGGUGUCUAAAAGGAAAGAAAAGCAGUGACAUCAUGGACUUAGAUGUUGUUUUGUCAGCAUUUGAGAAAAUCCUCCCCGAGUAUAAACAAAAUAUAGAAUCUAACAUUUGCAAGGAAGCAGUCGGCAAAUUUCAUUCUAGUAUGAAAGAAGAACUCAUCAAAAUGCUUGCCGAAGUCCAGAUGUUGAAAACUCUGAGGAGAAGGAAUGCUAAGACGAUUGCAGAUAUUGAAAAGAAAAGGCAGCGUUUGGUUGAAGUCCAGGAUGAACUGCUUUGUUUAGAACCACAGCUGAAACAACUACAAACACAAUAUGAUGAGCUUAAGGAGAGAAAAUCUUCUCUGAAGAAUGCAGCGUAUUUCUUAUCUAAUUUAAAGCAGCUUCAUCAAGAUUAUUCCAAUAUUCAGGAGAGACAACCACAUGUAAAGGAAACGUAUGACUCAUCCAGCCUUCCAGCGCUGUUAUUCAAAGAAAGAACUCUCUUAGGAGCUGAGAGCCACCUGCAAAAUAUCAACCAUCAAUUGGAGAAACUCCUUGACCAGAAAUGAGACAGUGUGCUAAAACAUGCCUGCCUGGCUGAAGAUGAGUGCCACGCUCCUGCCUUCCAAAGCUCCUCCUCAUUGUUGCAGCCACACUCCUGGGCACAUGGAAGAAAGUCAACGUGUCUAGUUGUUCAGGCAGGUGUGUGGCCGUGUCGCCAGUUUGUACAGUAGUUCGAGCGGACAUAAUUAACUUGCCAGGUUAGUGUCCUGAGUGAUAAGUUAAAAUGUUGACACUAAAUCC